Culex quinquefasciatus (southern house mosquito) is the source of this 4069-nucleotide messenger RNA. RefSeq names its product CD109 antigen. Gene Ontology annotation, molecular function: endopeptidase inhibitor activity. The coding region runs from base 13 to 3987 and encodes 1324 amino acids. The record is from RefSeq and is a predicted model, not a curated record. Lineage: Eukaryota; Metazoa; Arthropoda; Insecta; Diptera; Culicidae. Gene Ontology annotation, cellular component: extracellular region. The transcript is spliced from 7 exons.
AGCUGCGCAGACAUGAAGUGUAUUGCAAAGCAAGUGUUGUUUAUUGUGCUAACUUUAGAUUUCUAUGCAUUAGGGAGUUUCAUUGCCCUGGUUCCAACUACCAUUUGGGAUCAAUCAACGGUUCGCGUUGGACUUGCCAACGUCGGUUCCGGUGGCUUCGAACGAUUUGACGUCACUUUGGAGCGAUCGAUCAAGUCUGAUAACAGGAAAGAUCUCAAAAGCAGCGUUUCCGUUGCACCGAACGAGGUCAAAACCGCUCCUUUUAAGAUACAGAAAUUAGAAAAAGGAGCUUUUAAGAUAAACCUUCAACAAUUAGAAGGGAAAAAAGUUUCAAGAACCACAAAUCUUCAGAUCAUAAAAAAACCAGCCGUAAUUCAGAUUCAAACGGACAAGCCGAUCUACAAACCGGGAGACACGAUCAAGUUUCGGAUAUUGGUCUUAAAUCAAGAGUUGAAACCGGUGACAAAGCUCAAGAGUGUAAACGUGAAACUUACCGACAGCAAACGGAAUCUCAUCAGGGAAUGGACCUACGGAAAGCUUGAUAAUGGAGUGUUUCAGUCUCAGUUGGAGUUGGCAAAUUUUGUACCGCUGGGUUCGUGGAAUCUGAAGGUCACUGCAAAUGAUGGUGAAGUGAAGCAGAAGUCCAUAAAUGUUUCUGAGUAUGUUUUGCCGAAACACAAAAUUUCAAUCAAAAGUCCUAAGAUCGUCACUUACAAAGAUCAACACUUGGAGUUGAUCGUAGAGGCAAUGUACACCUUUGGCAAGCCAAUCAAAGGUAAGCUUACUCUGACAACAAAGCACUUGGUGAUCAACACCAACAUCGACGGUCGCUCCAAGACCGGUGUAGAACUGGACAAGGUUCUUCGUGGUCGUCCAAACACCGAUGUAACAUGGCUUGACGUAGACGCCGUACUCCAGGAAGCUGGAUCAGAUCACCAGUUCCGGACGAGCGAAAGCAUUCCGAUCUACAAAAGCCAUCACAAGAUCACCCUAAGGAAGUCAUCUGAUUACCUACUUGACGAUGUCCCCUACAAAUGCUGGCUCAUUCUAACCGAUCCCUUCGGAAUACCGCUGGAGAAUCCAGGCAUCCUUAAAAUCAAGGCAACUCGUAUGAUCCGCUUCUGGGUUGACAAAAAGUACGAGAUCAAGAAGACUCCCGAUCGCUACGGUGUUGUGGACCUUGAGUUCGAGACUUCGUCGAGCACCGAAGGGCUCGAGGUGGAAGUUUCGUACAAUGGAGAAAUUACAAAGUUUUUGGUCAAUGCACACAGCGAUGAUCAGCGCUCGUUCUUCCAAGCAACGUCCCUCACCGAACGUCCAAAGCUCAGUCAACCCGCCCAGAUCUUGGUGGUUAGCUCGUUCAAGAUGUCCUUCUUGGCGUACUACGUGAUCGCAAGGGGAGAGAUCGUAUCCAGCGGGGUAGUUCAGGUGAAAGCAAGUCGAAGCGCUACCUUCACCGUUACGCCUAAUGCAGUGAUGACCUCUUCAAGUGUGACAAUCUUCACGAUCAACAAUGGCGAUCUUAUGCAGAGCAUCGUGCAUCUCAAAGUAAAUGAUCUGAACAACUUCGUCAACGUAACCCUCUCCAAAAAUAUAACAGCACCUCGCGAAAAACUGACCUUGAACAUCCAAUCCAAACCAGGAUCAAUGAUCGGACUUUUGGCGGUGGACGAAAGCGUUCUUCUGAUGGGUGAGGGUAACGACAUCACCAAGCGAUCCCUGAGUGAAGAUCUACAAUCGAGCAAGGAUAGUGAUGAUCUUGAGGAUCUUGGCUUCAUUGUAGUUACUGAUGCUCGCGUGAAGGUGAAUCUUGUUUCCUCCCGAUUUGGUGUGCUGGAUGGGGAGAUUGACCCGGAUUUUCACCGGAAAGAGUUACCCGAGAGCUGGCUGUGGACCGAUAUGGCCGCGGUGAACCCCUCUGGACAGCUGGAGAUCAGCGCGAUCGUCCCGGACACGAUCACCGGCUGGUCGAUCAGUGCGAUUGCAAUAAGCCCCGAACACGGUCUUGGUCUUUUAGACCAUCCAGUUUCGUUAGCGACUUUGAAGCCUUUCUUCAUCACCGUCAACUUAGCUUACUCGAUCCUGAAAACGGAGGUCGCCGUUGUUGAGGUGUUCCUGUACAACUACUUAAAGAAAACGAUUGACGUUUCGGUAGAAUUAGCUGCUGAUACCGUUGACUUCACGGUUGUAGACGAGCGGAACCAAAUCGUUCAAGAUCGAAUAAAGAAAACAUCCAUAGGCGCUGACUCCGUGAAGAAGCAAACGUUCCUGCUAAAACCAAACAGAUCCGGAAACCUCCCUUUGACCGUUUCUGCAAAAUCCGCCACCGAACGAGACGCCGUUCAGAAGAUCCUCCGGGUGCGAUCGGGAGGUAUUCAGUACUACCGCAACGAGGCACGCUUCAUCGAGGUCGACGGAUCGACGCAAAACUUCAACGACAUCCGGUUGGUGAUCCCACGGCCGGCAACCCCUGGAACUGAAAACAUAACCUUCUCGGUCGAGGGAAUCCUGCUGGGCGCUGCCCUAACCAAUCUCGACAAGCUGAUCCGUCUGCCGACGGGUUGUGGCGAGCAGACCAUGCUGAACCUGGUGCCCAGCGUGCUGGCUCUGGAGUACAUGACCGGAACGGGUACGCUACCGGAUGCUACUAAAUCUCAAGCGUUGGAUCUACUCCAGAAGGGCUACCAAAACAUGCUCAAGUACAAGCUACGCGACGGAUCGUUCAGCGUCUUUGGGCAGAGCGACGGCCGUGGAAGUGUGUUCUUGACGGCGUUCGUAGCGAAGACGUUCCGUUUGGCAGGCAAGCACAUUACGGUCGAUUCCGGGGUUGUCAAGACUGCGUACGACUGGUUAGCCAAGCAGCAGGAGGCUUCCGGUAGAUUCGCUGAGUUGGGCAAGAUCUGGCACCAAGGGAUUCAAGGUGGGCUGACUGCAGGAGUUCCGUUGACGGCGUACACGUUGGUAGCGUUUCUGGAACACAAGAAUCUUGUACAGCAGUACAAACCAGUGAUCGACAAGGGAGUGGCAUUCCUUGCAAGCAAGAUCAACGAACUAAAGAAGCCCUACGAGUUGGCACUGGUGUCGUACGCGCUUCAACUAGCAGAUCAUCCCCAGAAAGGGUUUGCGCUGGACAAACUACUCUUGGAAGGACACAGAAGUGAUACAAACUCGUCUACGCGCUGGUGGGAUGACGGAGCAACCAGCAUCGAAACAACGGCGUACGCCCUGCUGACUUUCAUGAACAGGGCAAUGUACGUCGAUGUCAAAUCCAUCAUGAAGUGGCUCGUUUCUCAACGCUACGACAAGGGAGGUUACGGCAACACCCAGAAUACCUUCGUCGGACUACAAGCCCUUGCAGAUUACUCCAGAAAGUUGUCACCCUCGCAGAACAACUACGAAAUCGUAAUCUCCUCCCCAUCCGGACAACGGCAAACCCUUUCCGUUAACCCGCAGUCUUCACUGAUCAGUCAACGACUAACCCUAACGUCCAGGACACGGAAGGUCAACGUCGCGAUCACCGGAACGGGGACGGGAGUGUUCCAAGUGGCUUACCAGUUCAACGCACCACCUCCCGACGCGGAACCAAGGUUCGAGAUUGUCAAGACACAGCAGGAUACGGACACGGCCGUCAAUCUAAACAUUUGUGCCCGAUACAAGCCGAAGAAGCCGGACGAGGUGACCAACAUGGUCCUGAUGGAGGUGCUCUUCCCAAGCGGGUACGUUGUAGCGGACGAGACGCUGAACCGCUUGAAGAGCAACAAGCUUGUUAGGAAAAUCGAAACCAAACGGGACGAGACUCGACUGGUGCUGUACUUUGACUCGCUACCGACGGAGAAUGCGACCUGCGUGGACGUUUCCGGACUGCGAAAGGCGAUCGUGCUAGGGAGGAUUGCCGGGUUGAUCAAGGUGUACGAUUACUAUGAACCUGCACGAGAAGCAAUGCAGUAUUUCUUGGGGAAAGAAAUGGAAGCUGAUCGAGAACUUUGAGGAAAGUUUUGUAUUUUUAUAUCUAUUACGAGUUCUUUCAUUCCACGAUUUUUCAAAAUAAAGAAAAGCUUUUCAUAACCUC